AUGAGAAGAACCUCUGGGAAAAAAGAUUUGACUGAUAACGACAAAAGAGCCAUCGUUGUGGGUCGUCAAAAUGGACUGACCAUGAUGACGUUGGCAGGAAUGUUCGGCGUGACAGAGGCGUGCAUUUCUCAGUUCCUGAAGCGUCAGAAAGCUCAAGAUGGCACUGUUAAGAGCCAACGCACUGAAAGACCACGUGUCAUUGAUCGUAAUGGUGAUAGAAACAUUUUGAAGACGUCUAGAACCAAUCCAAGACUCACCGCCCCUGCGAUCAGACGGGAAGUUUUCUCGAAUUCGCCAUCUCCGCCAUCCGUCUCGACCGUGAAACGACGUCUCAAUGCUGCUGGAAUCAUGGGAAGACGUGCAGUGAAAAAACCGCUGAUUUAUGAAAAGAAUCGAGUCACCAGGGUGAAGUGGGCGAAGGAGCAUCUCAACUGGACCCGUCAAGACUGGAACAAGAUUCUGUCGUCCGACGAAACGGUCCUCCACCAUGUUUCACAAAGGGUAAUUGGUAUUUCGGAUGAUAUCUGGACCCAAUUGGUCUACGAACUCACUGAAUUCCGUCACUUCCGAAGAGGAGGAACUUGCUUUCGUCGGACCACAGAAUCUUGUUCCAGUCUUGACGGGUCCAGUUGA
Caenorhabditis auriculariae is the source of this 633-nucleotide messenger RNA. Lineage: Eukaryota; Metazoa; Nematoda; Chromadorea; Rhabditida; Rhabditidae. The record is from the annotation of a GenBank genome assembly.